AUGCCGCGUAUCGGAGCCCUGUGUAAUAUCAAUGUAUUAUUUAAAAAACAAGAAAAUACGUGGACACAAGGACAGGAGCCACAUGACGAUAUAGGGAGCUAUGACUAUGACAAACAAGACCAACAAGGAAGUCCGAAAGUUUUAGAUGAGAAAGCGGCUGCUAUAAAAAAAGUUUAUUUCUACGAUGGAGCAGUGAGACAAUAUGCUGCUGGACUAGCAGGUGAACUUGGAGCGCUGUCGGCAGGGUCAAAUUUGGGUUGGUCGGCUCCAAUAAUGGUGAAACUAGAUGCUCAUUAUGGAGGCUACAGUUUCCCAAUAACGAGGGCCGAGGGGUACUGGAUGGCUGCAGUGAUAGCUCUCGGAGCCGCCUGCGCCUGCUACCCGAUUGGUUUCAUUAUGGAUGCUGUAGGCCAAAGCCCCAAGUACCUGGUAAUGAAGGGGAGAUAUGCAGAUGCAAGAGCUGCUUUAGUUAAACUUCGGGGUUCGAAGCAUGAUGUUGAUAGGGAACUACACGAAAUUAUAGAGAAGGAAUAUACUUUGAGGAAAAAAAAGGCGAAACAUCCAAGUUACUUCAGCCGUCUAAAGCACAGGCCAGCUCGUAGGACUAUGCUCAUAUGCUUUACUUUGAUGCUGUUCCAGCAGCUGGCAGGUUUCGGCAUCGUGGUUAUGAGUGCGCCACGGGUCUUUGCAUUAGCAGGCGUUCCACUGCCUUGGACAAUUACGACGCUUAUUCUUGUCAGUAAUCAUUUGGUGGCGACAGUUUUCGCAACUCUGCUCAUUGAUAGAGUUGGGAGACGUUUUCUUUUGCUUCUGUCUGCAAUGUUGAUGUGUAUUUGUGGCAGUACUAUAGGGACAGUAUUUUGGCUGCAGGAAAUCUUAGACAUACAAAAAACUGUUUUUAAGUAUAUCACAAGUGUUCCUAUUGUUUGUAUUUUCGUGUUUGUUUAUGCAUAUGCUUUAGGUUUUGGUUCAAUCCCGUGGUUAAUGGCCAGUGAGCUCUGUCGGAUGGAUAUCAAAGCCUUUGUGACCGCUACAGCUGCAACCAUAAGUUGGUUCCUUGUAUUCGUUUCAAAUAGCACAGUACACAGGCUGCUUCGCAUUGUAGCUAUAUAUAAAAUGUUUUGGAUAUACGCCAGUUUUACAUUUACUGCAUUCUUUUUUGUAUAUUUCGUUGUCCCUGAAACUAAAGACUUGAGCAUAGCUGACAUACAGCAUCUUUUACGCCUUCCAAUUGGACACACGCAGACUCGGAAAGGACCAGCAUGGUCUGUGACGCUACGUGAGAAACGCUAA
This is a messenger RNA of Spodoptera littoralis (African cotton leafworm), 1293 nucleotides long. The record is from the annotation of a GenBank genome assembly. Lineage: Eukaryota; Metazoa; Arthropoda; Insecta; Lepidoptera; Noctuidae.